Molecule: messenger RNA, 1330 nt
Organism: Bombus huntii
Lineage: Eukaryota; Metazoa; Arthropoda; Insecta; Hymenoptera; Apidae
Product: 8-oxo-dGDP phosphatase NUDT18
Exons: 5
Coding region: 47-1027 (326 amino acids)
Molecular function (GO): 8-oxo-GDP phosphatase activity; 8-oxo-dGDP phosphatase activity; magnesium ion binding
Source: RefSeq, a predicted model, not a curated record
AAUAUUUGUUUUGUGUAUAUUUUAAAGCAAUUGCUGUUAUACUGACAUGUCGUUAUCUAUUGAAAAACAAAUUGAAUUAUUAUUAGCUGGUCAUCCAUUAGAAAUUGGUGACACGCAUGAUAGUACCCAUGCGGUACAAGAUGAAAUAGGAGGAAAAGGAACACCUAGUACUUAUAUACCAAUUUGUCAAAAAACUGUAACAUACAUUGUUGCUGCUGUAGUGAUAAAUAAUCAAGGGGAAGUAUUAAUGAUGCAAGAAGCAAAAGCUACUUGCAGUGGAAAAUGGUAUUUACCUGCUGGUCGUGUUGAACCUAAUGAAAAUUUAUUAGAUGCUGUUAAAAGAGAAGUCUUAGAAGAAACAGGGCUUACAUUAGAUCCAGAAACAUUGAUAUUAGUAGAAUGUGCAACUGGUUCAUGGUUCCGAUUUGUAUUUACUGGCAAAAUAACUGGUGGUAAAUUAAAAACAUUAGAAGAAGCAAAUGAAGAAUCGUUACAAGCAUGCUGGGUGAAUAAUGUAAAUGAUCUGUCACUCAGAUCACAUGAUAUUAUAUCUUUGAUAGAAAGAGGUAAAACUUAUGUCACGAAUAAGAAUAUUCCACAACAUCCAUAUUUAAUGCCAAUUAGUACACCAUUGUCCAAAUUAUUGUUGCGGCUAUCAAUCACUUCGAAAAAAAGAUCAACGAAUAAAUUGCAUGUACUUGUAUCAGAUACCAUGCCAUUCCAUUUACCAAUUUGUGAAAUUAAUCCACAUCGCAACCUUCUUUCUACUUUACAUAACUUUAUGAAGGAAUUAUUUGGAAAUGGAGUUGCACAGCAUAAACCACAUGGAAUACUUUCCUUAGAAUUCAGUGGAGGGCAAGGAGGAGAUGGACUUUGUUUAACAUUAUUAGUAUCAUUCAAGUUACCUGUGGAAGAUGUACCUGCUACAGGAAAAUUCAUUUGGCAUGAGCUACCUGAAAAUCUCGCUACAAGUAUUACUUAUCGCUUACCACGAAACAUGACAGUGCCUUUAAAUGUUAUACGAUGAUCAGAUAUUCACAGUUAGUGUACAAGUGAACAUUAGAAAGUGAGGUAAAAAAUUUUUGGACUGGCACGCUCUUAAUAUUUUGACUUUAAUUAUGCAUUCAGUAACUUGCAAUUUUACAUUUUUACAUUGUCAGAACAGAAUUAUAAAAUUUCUUAGUUGAGAAAUAUAAUUGAGAACAAAAUAAUUAGUGCGCACGUACAUUCGCACAUAAUUCUAUAUAUACGCAUAUACAAACGAGGUAUACUUAUCUGAUAUUAAUAUUUAACAAUUUCUAAUUAUAUUAAAAAAUAUUUAUGUUAUAUA